AUGGAUGUGGGUUCACCAGUGGACAAGGCAAAGCAUAUAGCCAAGAAGAUCAUUAGUCCCAAGUUGCAAACUGACAUACCAAAUUGGGUUGCCAAUGAUGCAAGAAAAUUGGUUUUAGCAGAGUUGAAGGGAACUUUUGAGAGUUCUUACAUAAAAGCACCACAACUGAUAAAGGGUUUUUUGAAUGGUUGUAGAAAGGUAAUUGGCUUAGAUGGAGCUCACCUAAAUGGUAAGCUAGGUGGUGCAAUGCUUGUAGCCACUGGUAUAGAUGGUCAGAAUAGGGUAUAUCCAAUUUGUGUGAUGUUUACUACAAGUGAAACUGAAGAAAACUGGUUCCUGAUGUUGAAAGAAUUGAGGAAAAGGAUUCCAGAUAUGGAUGGACUUACCUUUAUUUCUGACAGAAUGAAGGCCAUACUUGAAUCAGUUAAAAGGUUGUUUCCCUUGGCCAAUAAUAGAUACUGCCUAAGGCAUCUUUACUUGAAUUUCAUGACCAAGGGAUUCAGGAAUCCAAGACUAACAUACCUUCUUUGGCAGGCUGCCAAGGCAUACAAGUAUAAACAUUGGGAGGAAGCCAUGCAAGAAAUGACAGGGAUAGAUCCCAAAGCAUACCAGUACCUGAUUGAUGCAGAGCCAAAGUCUUGGGCAAGAUCAUGGUUUCCUCAUGAUGUUGCUUGUGAACACAUCUACUCCAACUUUUCAGAAAGUUUUAAUAACAUGUUCCUCAAUAUCAGAGACAAGCCUCUCACUCAUAUGGUUGAUAUGUACGCACACUUGGUGAUGGUGUUGUUUUCAAAAAGAAGAAAGCUUGCUUCAAAUUGGCAAUUGCGUGAUGUUGUUCCUGCUGGAAAGGAUCUCAUUGAGGUGAUGUCCAAUCUUAGAGGUAACUAUGAGUGUGAUCCUUCUGAAGAGCUGAAAGUGUAUGAGGUGACCAAAAAAGCUACUGGAAAAGUUUUUGUGGUAAAAGUAGAACAACAAACUUGUACAUGUAGACAGUGGCAGUUGAGGCAGUUCCCUUGCCUACAUGCUGUAAAAGCCUUGUUCCCUUUGAAUCCUGAUUGGGCCCAGUACUGCAGUAAAUACUACACUGGGACUACUAUAGGACCACCUACUCAUGGUCAAUAA
Papaver somniferum (opium poppy) is the source of this 1122-nucleotide messenger RNA. RefSeq lists its product as uncharacterized. NCBI's taxonomy places the organism in Eukaryota, Viridiplantae, Streptophyta, Magnoliopsida, Ranunculales, Papaveraceae. Bases 1 to 1122 code for a protein of 373 amino acids. The transcript has 6 exons. The record is from RefSeq and is a predicted model, not a curated record. Gene Ontology annotation, molecular function: zinc ion binding.